Molecule: messenger RNA, 719 nt
Organism: Aphanomyces invadans
Lineage: Eukaryota; Oomycota; Saprolegniomycetes; Saprolegniales; Verrucalvaceae
Exons: 4
Coding region: 5-676 (223 amino acids)
Biological process (GO): import into nucleus
Cellular component (GO): cytoplasm
Molecular function (GO): NAD binding; oxidoreductase activity, acting on the aldehyde or oxo group of donors, NAD or NADP as acceptor
Source: RefSeq, a predicted model, not a curated record
CGUUAUGGCAGAUUACAUUGCGAUCGUCGUCGGCGGCACUGGUUCUGUUGGCCGUGAAUUGAUCAAACUGCUGGCCAUCUCCACGCGAUGCAAGAAGGUUGUGGCGCUUUCCCGUCGGCCGAUUGAACCAUCUUCGUUCGCCACCGUAUUUCCAGGGCUUCCCGAAACCGAAGCAUCUAAGGUGCUAGUGCACGUGGUGGACUUCGACAAUUUGAAGGAUGAAGACUUUGCCAUGCAUCAUGCUGAUGCGUGCUUUUGCUGUUUGGGCACAACUCGAGCUGAUGCUGGGUCUGCAGAAGCAUUCAUGAAAGUCGACCUGCAUUACGUCUCGAAAACGGCUGAGCUGAGCAAGGCAGCGGGUAUUCCGUACUUCGGAUUGCUCACGGCGUCAAAUGCAAACAAGGGCAGUUGGUUCCUCUAUCCUCGCACGAAGGGGUUGGCUCAAGAAGCAGUGGCGAACUUGAACUUUAUUCGAACGGGAUUCUUCCAACCUGGACUACUUCGCCGCGGCGAUUUGGCACGCUCGGUGGAACGUUGGGCGUCCUACGUUCUGAAAUCGGUCUCUGUAUGCGCAGUUGCGAAGGCCAUGCUGGCCAACUACGAGUCGACACCUAGCACUGGCUUGACCGUCGUCUCCAUGGCGGAUAUUUUGGCCUUCGACCAGACGAGUAACUAAAAAAUAGUGUCGAAAUUUGUUAACACGCGUGGUUUUUCGGCAA